This is a messenger RNA of Arabidopsis arenosa, 855 nucleotides long. NCBI's taxonomy places the organism in Eukaryota, Viridiplantae, Streptophyta, Magnoliopsida, Brassicales, Brassicaceae. The record is from the annotation of a GenBank genome assembly.
CAAAAAGCCACUAAGUAGUGUAUUCAACUCUAAGCCACAUCGCUUUGAAACAGAGUAUUUUUUUGGCCUUCUUUAAAUUUUCUGUUUAUAUCUGGUUAAUCACAAGUUAAGUACUCUUCAUAACAUAAUCACAAGGAUGAAGUUCUUCGUCGUGAUCGUGUUUUGUGCAAUCUUCUUAUCUGUCUCCGCGGAUUCGGAUAAUAUGCAGGACACAUGUCCGACUGCUCCGGGAAAACAGAGCAUCUUCUUCAUUAACGGCUAUCCUUGCAAGAACCCGACUGAGAUUAACGCUCAGGAUUUCAAGUCCACCAAACUUACAGUAGCUGGAGAUACAGACAAUUAUCUCCAGUCGAGCGUCACAUUGCUCACUGCUUCAGAGUUUCCAGGUCUCAACACUCUUGGCCUCUCCGUCUCAAGGACUGAUCUUGAAAGGGACGGAUCUGUGCCGUUCCAUUCGCAUCCGAGGUCAUCGGAGAUGCUCUUUGUGGUCAAAGGAGUCGUGUUUGCUGGAUUUUUGGAUACUAAAAACAAGAUUUUUCAAACAGUUUUGCGAAAAGGCGAUGUUUUUGUCUUCCCCAAAGGAUUGCUUCAUUUCUGCUUGAGUGGUGGUUUCGAACGAGCCACCGCUUUAUCGUUUUACAAUAGCCAGAAUCCUGGAGUCGUGGAUAUUGGAGGAGUUUUUGGGAUCGAUCAAGAGCAUAUAAAGAACAUGACGAGGUCUUUGGUUACUGGCUCUGGCUCUAGAGUCACCAACGGAGAUGAGCUUUAGAGUGUUUCUCUUACUCAUCUUAUUGCUGUUAUUGAAUAGGAGAAAUGUUUUUAAGAUCCAAGAGUAUCGGAUUAUUGAUCAGAUUG